Molecule: messenger RNA, 1511 nt
Organism: Diorhabda sublineata
Lineage: Eukaryota; Metazoa; Arthropoda; Insecta; Coleoptera; Chrysomelidae
Product: longitudinals lacking protein, isoforms H/M/V-like
Exons: 4
Coding region: 182-1369 (395 amino acids)
Biological process (GO): regulation of transcription by RNA polymerase II
Cellular component (GO): nucleus
Molecular function (GO): protein binding
Source: RefSeq, a predicted model, not a curated record
GUAUUUACACUUUCAUUUUUUUGACAUUGACGUUUCUGUUUUUGUUCGAUAUGUUUUUAUUUUAUGUUUUACUACGUGGUUUAAUUUAAGUUUAAACAAUAAUUUAAUUUCGUUAAUAUUGUUUACGAGCGUAAUUUAAUUUUGCAUUUAAUGUUUAUUUUAUAUCAUUUUUCUUAUAACCAUGACAUCCAAACACUUUUGCUUAAAAUGGAACAAAUUUGAAUCGAACAUCUUAAGUGCAUUCGAAAGUCUUCAAAGUACAGAAGAUCUUGUAGAUGUUACACUUACGUGUGAAGGAAUUAAUAUCAAAGCUCACAAAUUUAUCUUAUCGGCAUGCAGUCCUUAUUUCAGAACGAUAUUUAAGGAAAAUCCCUGUCCGCAUCCAAUAGUUAUAUUAAAAGAUGUAUGUCAUUCGGAUCUAGUGGCUAUAAUUAAUUUUAUGUACCACGGAGAAGUAACUGUUACCGAAGAACAACUUGCUUCUUUUUUAAAUACGGCUAUGUUACUACAAGUAUCGGGCCUUAUGAAUAACGAUGACGCCCAACAUAAAAAACAACAAUUACCCGUUAAAAAACCGAAAAAUACUGAAACUCGGGAAUCUCCACCAAAAAAAUCCAAAUUAUCAUCGCCCAAAUUGAAGAAGGCAGUCCAGGGUAGUGCCCCUGCAGAUGAGGCGCUUAUUGAUAUAAAAAACUCUUCGUCGCCCUCUAAAUCCGAGGUCGUUGAAUUAGGUAAAAUAAAGACUGAAGAAGAUAUGUCGAUCUUAAACGAAUACGACAUAAGCGAAAACGUCGAAGUUUUAGUAGACGAUAAAAACGAACAGGGUUCUAUACUAGAAGCAGCGCUAGAAAUUCGCGAUAAACCGAGCAGUAUUUUAGAAAGAUCCCUAACUGCGCAAGCAGUAAAGUCCCCCUCCCAUUUCGAUAAAUCCACCAUGCCGGACGUACCCCCAAAGACAAUUUUCAUAUUACGUAAACCCCCCGACGUCGAAUCGGACAAACUCGCUUACAAAACGUCAUCGGAGUCUUCGACGAGUCCCUCGACUUUCGAAUUCCCAUCCGAGUUUCUUCAACAACGCAUCAAGACUGAAGAUAAUCCAGAUAAUUACGAAAAUAUGUCCUUGGAGGAGAUCAAAGAGAUGAACCAGAGAACCGGGGGGUUGGAGGUGCAACCCCACCACAGUUCUCAGUGGGGUAAUUGUCCUCAUUGCGGGAAAGUUUAUUCCAAUCAAUCGGCUUUGAAAUACCAUGUCAGGUUGGUACAUUCCGAUUUGACCAACAUGUAUUGUUGUCAUUUAUGUCCGGAAUCGUUCGAUUAUCGCGAGGGGUACAAAAAGCAUAUGGCUGAAGUGCAUUUUGUCCGAAAUUGAUAUUCUAUUGGAAAUUAUCAUUUUAUAAUCAGAAAUUUUUAUUAUUUUGUUUUCUACAUGUUUUUUUUUGUUGUAUAAUUUAAUAUGAAUAUAUAAAGUGGUUUUUGAAGGGCUGUUUUAUUUUUAACCUAACCUGGCAAAU